AGAGCGGCAUUCUCUUCACUCCUGCUUUGAAUGCAAACUCUGAGUGAAUAAUCAUUUGGAAUUACAGAUGUCCAGGCUACUAUGUAUAAUUGAUUUAUAUGCCGUAGCAGUUUUGGGGAUUGGAUAAGUUUAUUUAUUGGUCUUGUUGGAUAAGAAUAUUCAGAAGAGUCAUAAGCCAACGCAUCAACAAUGGCAGAGAAAUUCACCAUUGAAGCUAUCAACCAGCAAGAAUACGAGGAAUUCAUUGAGAAUUUCGAGAACAUUGCUGAGCAUGGUAUAUUAAUAGCUGGAGCAGUCUGGUCGCAUCGACCUUUCCAGAGCUUUGAUCAUUUACACCGUUGCUUCUGUGACUUUAUGGAUUCAUUGCCCGAGUCUGGUAAGCAGUCCAUCUUGCGAUGUCAUCCUAAUCUUGCCGGUAAGCUUGCACGUCAAGGCAAACUAACAUCGGAAUCAGAGCAAGAGCAAGCAAGUGCUGGUUUAUCUUCAUUAACUGAUGAACAGUACAAUGAGAUCCAUAAGAACAAUGACAUAUACCGCAAGAAGUUCUCCUUCCCGUUUGUGAUCUGUGCGAGAGAGAAUAAGAUUGCUGCUAUUCUUCAAGGACUACAAACUCGUAUACAGAAUGCAAGGGAAUUAGAGCUUCAGAAAGGCAUAGAGGAAGUGAAAAAGAUUAGCUACUAUAGACUCCUAGAUAUGAUUCAGGAGAAGACUUUGUCACCAAAAAAACCUAAGUUAUGAGGUCCAUUGAAGCACCAGCAUCAUUGUCAUUGAAUAAGGAGUAGAGAAUGUUGAUACGAUAACCUCCUUUCAUCUAAACCAUUUUUAGGAGAAGGCUUUGUCACCAAACAAAUUUUAAUUAC
Messenger RNA from Strongylocentrotus purpuratus (purple sea urchin), 860 nucleotides. It is a transcript of the gene urad, whose product is annotated as 2-oxo-4-hydroxy-4-carboxy-5-ureidoimidazoline decarboxylase. Gene Ontology annotation, biological process: allantoin metabolic process. Gene Ontology annotation, molecular function: carboxy-lyase activity. The transcript is spliced from 3 exons. The record is from RefSeq and is a predicted model, not a curated record. Lineage: Eukaryota; Metazoa; Echinodermata; Echinoidea; Camarodonta; Strongylocentrotidae. Bases 190 to 738 code for a protein of 182 amino acids.